Miniopterus natalensis is the source of this 898-nucleotide messenger RNA. It is a transcript of the gene LYRM7, whose product is annotated as LYR motif containing 7. Gene Ontology annotation, cellular component: mitochondrial matrix. NCBI's taxonomy places the organism in Eukaryota, Metazoa, Chordata, Mammalia, Chiroptera, Miniopteridae. The record is from RefSeq and is a predicted model, not a curated record. Gene Ontology annotation, molecular function: protein folding chaperone. Gene Ontology annotation, biological process: mitochondrial respiratory chain complex III assembly.
GGUCGCCGAGAGGCUGGGCAACUCGACCGCUGGAGAGCUAGGCGCCGUUGUGAGGAGAGACAUGAGUCAGGCGGCCAAGGUUUUACAGCUCUUUAAAACAUUGCACAGGACCAGACAACAAGUUUUUAAAAAUGAUACCAGGGCAUUAGAAGCAGCCAGAAUAAAGAUAAAUGAAGAAUUUAAAAGCAAUAAAAAUGAAGCUUCUCCUAAGAAAGUAGAAGAGCUAAUAAAAAUAGGUUCUGAUGUGGAAUUGUUACUCAGAACAUCUGUUAUACAAGGUAUUCACACAGACCACAAUACACUGAAAUUGGUCCCUAGGAAAGACCUUCUUAUAGAAAAUGUGCCAUAUUGUGAUGCACCAACUCAGAAGCACUGAAUUUUCUAGGAUACAAUCAAGUCUUUGUAAUUAAAAAUUUUUAAAUAUAUAACUGCAACAAAAGUCCUGGAAAUGCAGAUAAUUUUCUCCGAACUGGCAUGUUAAAAAUUAGUGAAUCAAAGUAUAGUUUUAUAAUUAAGUUUCAUAUUAAUUGGACAUUGCUCAAAACUGUAGGUCAUAGCUAAAUAUUUCUAAAGAACUAUUAGAUAAGACAUUUCAUUUUCAUUGAAAAUCAAACUUUACAAAGUGAAAUAAAUGCUUAGGGAAAUGUAUUUAUUUCUCUUUGAAAUACUUUGGUAAGUAUUUCAGUCUUACCAUAACUAUUUGAGAAUGCAGUGUUUUGACAAGUUGGUGGUUUUUCCUCCCAUGUGAAACGAAACUAUUAGAUUAAGAUUAUUAGAUUAAAUUGAUGUUUAGUCCCAAACACGUUAAAUUGGUCAAAACAUCACAGUGUAUGGCCCUGGCCGGGUACUUAGUUGGUUAGAGCAUCAUCCCGAUACGCCAAGGUUGCAGGUUCAAUCC